Molecule: messenger RNA, 156 nt
Organism: Peronospora matthiolae
Lineage: Eukaryota; Oomycota; Peronosporomycetes; Peronosporales; Peronosporaceae
Source: the annotation of a GenBank genome assembly
AUGCGAGAUGUCGUGUUCCUCAUUCAAGAUGUCGUGUUCCUCAUCCAAGAUGUCGUGUUCCUCAUGCGAGAUGUCGUGUUCCUCAUGCGAGAUGUCGUGUUCCUCAUGCGAGAUGUCGUGUUCCUCAUGCGAGAUGCCGUUUUCUUGAUUGUAUAG